This is a messenger RNA of Aspergillus clavatus NRRL 1, 789 nucleotides long. It is a transcript of the gene pre5, whose product is annotated as proteasome core particle subunit alpha 6. The record is from RefSeq and is a predicted model, not a curated record. Gene Ontology annotation, cellular component: proteasome core complex; proteasome core complex, alpha-subunit complex; nucleus. Gene Ontology annotation, biological process: ubiquitin-dependent protein catabolic process. Bases 1 to 789 code for a protein of 262 amino acids. NCBI's taxonomy places the organism in Eukaryota, Fungi, Ascomycota, Eurotiomycetes, Eurotiales, Aspergillaceae. The transcript has 3 exons.
AUGUUCAGAAACAAUUACGACAACGAUGCGGUCACUUUCUCGCCGCAGGGCCGGAUAUUCCAGGUUGAAUAUGCACAGGAGGCAGUCAAACAAGGAUCAGUUGUAGUGGGACUGGUCAACAAGACACACGCCGUCCUGGUCGGUUUAAAGAGAAAUGCCGAAGAACUGUCCUCGUAUCAGAAGAAGAUCAUCGAGAUCGACUCUCACAUGGGCAUUGCUAUUGCCGGUCUGGCAUCAGACGCUCGUGUCCUUUCCAACUUCAUGAAGCAACAGUGUCUCGGCUCCCGGAUGACUUACGGCCGCCCCCUCCCCGUGGACCGUAUCGUUACGCAGAUCGGAGAUCGCGCUCAAACCAACACUCAGCAUUACGGCAAGCGGCCGUACGGUGUAGGUCUGCUCGUUGCGGGUGUCGAUGAGGCCGGGCCCCAUCUGUUCGAAUUCCAGCCGUCCGGAAUGAUUCAAGAGAUGCUUGCUUGCGCCAUCGGAGCUCGGUCGCAGAUGGCGCGGACCUACCUAGAGCGGAAUCUAGACAAAUUCGCCGACUCCAGCCGGGACGAGCUGAUCAGCCAUGGACUUCGGGCUCUGAAAGAGACCCUUUCUCACGAUAAGGAGCUGACUAUUGAUAACACAUCCGUGGGUGUUGUGGGUCUUGCCGGAGAAGGAGCCCAGGGCAAGAUUGAGAGCUUCAAGUUGUAUGAUGGUCAAGAUAUCUCACCACUGCUGGAAGCCUUGGAGCAGGCAGAGUCUGGGGAGACGAAAGAAGAGGAGUCUAUGGAGGUCGAUUCAUAA